Molecule: messenger RNA, 1104 nt
Organism: Heterobasidion irregulare TC 32-1
Lineage: Eukaryota; Fungi; Basidiomycota; Agaricomycetes; Russulales; Bondarzewiaceae
Exons: 4
Coding region: 80-853 (257 amino acids)
Biological process (GO): translation
Cellular component (GO): ribosome; cytosolic small ribosomal subunit
Molecular function (GO): RNA binding; structural constituent of ribosome
Source: RefSeq, a predicted model, not a curated record
GUGUACUGACAUCCACCAAUCUUGCCCAUCGAGCUCAACUCUCGCAAAACUUCAAGACUAACUUUUCAGCUUCAACACAAUGGCUGACGCUGGACGCGGACGUGGUGGAUUUGGACGAGGCCGUGGUGAUCGAGGCCGUGGUCGUGGACGCGGACGCCGCGGAGGCCGCAAAGACGAGGAGAAGGAAUGGGUCCCAGUUACGAAACUCGGUCGUCUCGUAAAGGACGGCAAGAUCAAGUCGAUGGAGGAGAUCUACCUCUUCUCGCUCCCCGUCAAGGAGUACCAGAUCGUCGACUUCUUCCUCCCCAACCUCAAGGACGAGGUCAUGAAGAUCAUGCCUGUGCAGAAGCAGACCCGUGCCGGUCAGCGUACGCGUUUCAAGGCGUUCGUCGCGAUCGGUGACUUUGACGGUCACGUCGGCCUCGGUGUCAAGUGCGCCAAGGAAGUCGCCACCGCCAUCCGCGGCGCCAUCAUCCUGGCCAAGCUCUCCGUGAUCCCCGUUCGUCGUGGCUACUGGGGUGCCAGUCUCGGUGCUCCCCAUACAGUACCGUCAAAAGUCAGCGGAAAGGUCGGCUCCGUCAUGUGCCGUCUUAUCCCUGCGCCCCGUGGUACCGGUAUCGUCGCCGCUCCCGCAUCAAAGCGUCUCCUGCAGCUCGCUGGUGUAUCAGACGUUUACACCCAGUCGAAGGGUUCCACCGCGACCAUGGGUAACUUCUUGAAGGCAACCUUCGCUGCCAUCACCAAAACCUACGCCUUCCUUACCCCCGAUCUCUGGCGCGAGAUCCCUGUCUCGAAGGUACCAUACGACGAGCACAGCGCACAUUUGCAGCUCGCAGGCAGGAAGCAGUACUAGACUGUUGGCGUGUUUUUGUUACGAUGAGGCUUUCUCUCUGUAUUCUUUCGCAAAACUCUCUGGGCAUGUCACAUCCACACCAUCUUCUUAUGACAUGAUAUGCUAUAUGUCCUCACAUUGUGUACUGCGUCCUAUCCGGAUUCCUUAAAGUCGGUAAGAGGCACUGUUCGAAGCCGUACUGAGAUGUGAAGUAUGGUGUAUGCGCCCACAGGGCUAUCUGCAUGUCAAUUUACAUUGUUGUAUCGAUAGGC